This is a messenger RNA of Knipowitschia caucasica, 2538 nucleotides long. The record is from the annotation of a GenBank genome assembly. NCBI's taxonomy places the organism in Eukaryota, Metazoa, Chordata, Actinopteri, Gobiiformes, Gobiidae.
AUGACUGAGCUCCAGACGUGUGUGGGGCCUACAGUCUGGGGCCCUCCUCAAGUGUCCACAGUGUUGGUCCACUCUGCGCAGUCACACAGACACAGGUUGUUUCCAAAGCGCCGAGUGCAAACAGGAACUGUGACGUCACUGCAGCCAGGGGAGGAGGGGGAGGAAGGGGAGGUCCAGUCUGACUCGGCUCUGCGCUAUCAGGGGCCCGCACAGCGCAUCAGGGGCCCACACAGCGCAUCUGGAGCCGCUGAUACCGGGACAGCGACCAGCACCGGCCCGGGAGGAGGACAUGGCUUCAGCAGCGGACCGCCCCGAGCACGGAGCGCCCUGACCGACAUGCUGCCCAGGAGCCUCCGCACAGGGGGGAGUGGCCUGCCGGGGGUGGAGUCCAGCUCGGUGCCCCUGAUUGGCUACAGGCAGCUGUCACCUGAUUGUCCCGCCCCAGAGCUGAGGAGCGAGGGGCGGAGCCAGGAGGAAGUGGACAGUGCCCAGUCGGAGGCGUCCAUGAAGACCACCUGGUACUGCCCCCUGGACCUGUCUACAGUGGUGGAGGAGGAGGAGGACGGGAUCAUCUACUCUGUGAUGGUGACGCCUCCGCACAGCGCCCCCCACAGUCACCCGCGGGCAGCCCGGCAGUGUCAGUGUGUGAAGGCUGGCACAGAGGAGAAGCUGGUCCUCCAUCUUCUCCUGUGUUUCUCAAGAGGAGACUGCAGCUUCAUGAGCAUCUUCCUCUGCACCUACCGCACCUUUAUCAGCACACAACGAGUGCUACACAUCCUGGCAGACCGGCUGGAGGACCCCCCAGGCAGCUCUGAGUCCAGCCCCACCAGACAGGCCUUCAACAAUGCGGUGUGUAGUGUGUUCGGGGCCUGGCUCUCGGAGUACCCAGAGGACUUCCAGAGCCUGGAGGACCCCUCCUGUCUGCUGCGCCUGGCCCCUCUGCUACCCACUGCUGAGCUGAGGGCCCGACUGCUGCAGCAGGCAGAGGAGCUCAGCGAGAGGGCCCUGCUGCAACACACACAAGAGCCCUCUCCUGCUCCUCCUGCUCCUCCUGACCCCUCUGGUUUUGAGCCUCUCCACAUCCUGGGUUUCCCCUCUGCCGUCAUCGCAGAACAGCUGACCCGCAUCGAGACCGAGCUGUUCGUGCGCCUCGCGCCUUACCACUGCCUGGGCUCGCUCUGGUCUCAGCGGGACAAGAAGGGGCGUGAGGGCCAGUGCUGGUCAGUGCGGGCCACAGUGAGACAGUUCAACAGACUGACCAACACGGUGCUGGCCUCCUGCCUGUGGGACACUCGCCUGCGCAGCCACCAGAGGGCGCAGCUGCUGGACAAGUGGAUCCGCGUGGCUCAGGCGUGUCGAGCCAGGAAGAACUUCUCCUCUCUUUAUGCCAUCGUGUCAGCGCUGCAGAGUAACCCACUGCACCGACUGAGGAGGAGCUGGGCACACAUGGACAAAGAGUCUGUGAAGAAGUAUGAAGAACUGUCUGAGAUCUUCUCCGACAAAGACAACUAUUCCCAGAGCCGAGAGCUGCUGAAGGAGGAGAUAUCAUCCUCGUCCACGGUCCUGGAGCAGAGGCUGAACCACAGGAACUCCCCCAGAACAUCUGCCCAGGGAACAGUGCCCUAUCUGGGGCUCUUCCUGACCGACCUCACCAUGCUGGACACGGCCGUCAAGGACCGGCUGGACAACGGAUACGUGAACUUUGACAAGAGGAGACGGGAGUUUGAGGUCCUGGCUCAUAUCCGCCUCCUGCAGUCCUCCUGUAAGAAGUGCAGCUUCCACCGGGAACCGGCCUUUGUGCAUUGGUACCAGAGUGUACCGGAGCUGACCGAGGCCGACAGUUACAGAUUGUCCAAUCAGAUUGAAGCGAUGGGAGAGCCCAGCCCCCGCGGAGCCACCCCCACUGUCAUUGUCACACAGUGUUCUGACUUGAGUGGUUCUCGCUCCAGUCUGCCCACAGACUCUGACGGCCUGUUCGACUUCUCAUCUCCAGUCAACCACCUGCUGUCCAAGCUCACCAAGCAGCACAUGCGCUCUCCCUCGGUGUCCUGCCUGGAUGUGGACUCCUCUCCUCCCGCUGCAGACCCAGGCCCUACCCUCAGCCCCUCCUCCCCCUCUAAGUCUCACCGUCGCUCGGCCUCCUGUGGGAACAACCCCCCAGGAGGCCCCCACAGCUCGGGGCCCGACAUGCGCAUCAUUCGCAUCCGCAUGGAGCUGCAGGAUGGGAACCUGUAUCGCAGCAUCCUGGUGACCAGUAACGACAAGACCCCUGUGGUCAUCAGCAGUGCCUUAGAGAAACACAACCAGGACCCGAGAGAGAGCGGCCUCUACCAACUGCUGCAGCUGCUGCCUGACGGCAAAGAGCUGCUCAUCCCACCCACAGGAAAUGUCUUCUACGCCAUGACCUCGUCCAGUGUUGACUUCCUGCUGAAAAGGAAAGCCGGGACCGCACCCCCUCAGCCAAUCAGCACGGAGACCAGCGCCACCUUCCCACGAAUCAAGGCCAAGGGACGGCGGCUCGUACGGACGCUUUUCUGA